Messenger RNA from Zingiber officinale, 999 nucleotides. Its product is annotated as H/ACA ribonucleoprotein complex subunit 2-like protein. The coding region runs from base 161 to 625 and encodes 154 amino acids. Gene Ontology annotation, cellular component: box H/ACA snoRNP complex; nucleolus. Lineage: Eukaryota; Viridiplantae; Streptophyta; Magnoliopsida; Zingiberales; Zingiberaceae. The record is from RefSeq and is a predicted model, not a curated record. Gene Ontology annotation, biological process: rRNA pseudouridine synthesis; snRNA pseudouridine synthesis. Gene Ontology annotation, molecular function: box H/ACA snoRNA binding. The transcript is spliced from 4 exons.
GCUUUGGUUAAACCCUGAACGCGUGAAUAAAACCCUCGCGUUUCCUAGUUCCCAAACAUUGGCCGCCGCACAUCGCCGCCUCGGCCGUACGUUCCUCACAAACCUUGGCCUAUCCGGUAUCUCACGGGAAUCGUCGAGAUCGAUAAGGAGAUAUACAGGGAUGGGGAGCGACAGUGAAAAUGAGAAGUCAGUGAAGGAGAGGAAGAAGUUGAUGGCCGUCGCCCCGAUUGCCAAACCCUUAGCCGGAAAGAAGUUAUGCAAGCGGAGCCUCAAGCUCGUCCGACGAGCUGCUGAGGCUAAGUGCUUGAAACGUGGAGUGAAGGAAGUAGUGAAGAGUGUGCGCCGUGGUCAAAAGGGAUUGUGUAUUAUUGCUGGGAAUAUAUCUCCUAUUGAUGUGAUUACCCAUGUUCCCAUCUUACUGGAGGAAGCUGAUAUUCCCUAUAUAUACGUUCCAUCAAAAGAGGAUCUCGCAGUUGCUGGAGUCACCAAGAGGCCAACUUGCUGUGUAUUGAUUACAACCAAACCAACUAAAGGGGAGUUGACCCAAGACGUGCAAGAGAAGCUGCAAUCAGAUUACAACCAGGUCGUAGCAGAUGUUAAGGAGCUCACAGCUUGCCUCUUCUGAACGUGUCAAAACUUUCCGAGUCACCCAUGUCUGCAGUUUACUUAUGAGCAAUUUUUUCCAACUUCCGUUACAAGCCUGAAUCCUUAGUUAUGUAUUCAUGCUUCAUGCUUGAUACAAGACAUUAAUAUAGAACGGUUGACCGCGCGUUGCUAGUAUCUGUGCUGAUUAAGCUCCGUCAGUGUGGAGUCUUGAUCUUAAGUUGGCCUUGAUUUGGGACGCCAAUGUUUGAUUUUUCCUACUUUGUCUCACUAUCCGGACGCAAGAGUUUGCAGGAUAUCCACCACUGGAUGUGGAUAAGGAGGAAUUUAUGUAAUCUUGGUAUUAGACAUCAAAUAGAAGCCCUUGUUGAGUAUUUUAAGGUUAAUUAUUGAUCC